ACUGAAAACAAAUAUGGCUAGAUACUACAGAUAUUCAUUCUUAGACUAUCUUUCCCCUCCUCCUGUCCACCUAUGUUUAUUUGUUUUCAUCCUCUUCUUUGUACUGGGUUUUUCCUGGUACAUAAACUAUGAGUCCAUGUUUGAGGAUUUCAUCAACCAGCUCAAAUUCUUCCUCAUGCUGACCCCGCUUGUUCUGCUUGUUCUGGUUCACUGCUUAUCUGGGAGAGUUCCUUUCCUCAUUCCAUUACCGGAGCAAGAUUCACUUCACAGAGCAGGAGGGUCGCCAUGGGGGGUUGCACUUGUGCUUGUGUUCCUUCUAUAUAUGAUCUCCUAUCAGUCUUCUUUUCAUGAGCGUUGGUUUCCAUUGGUGACUAAAUAAGUAAUCAAUUAACAGAUCACAUGUACGUAAGGUUGAGGUUGAGCUUGGCUUCUUUUUCGGUACACUAAGACUUGCUCUUGUAUCUUUCCAGAUUAAUCUCUAUCUAAUAUCUGUUGUAUUAAGUGAAGU
Durio zibethinus is the source of this 508-nucleotide messenger RNA. RefSeq lists its product as uncharacterized. NCBI's taxonomy places the organism in Eukaryota, Viridiplantae, Streptophyta, Magnoliopsida, Malvales, Malvaceae. The record is from RefSeq and is a predicted model, not a curated record.